This is a messenger RNA of Rhineura floridana, 1428 nucleotides long. RefSeq names its product vesicular inhibitory amino acid transporter-like. Bases 1 to 1428 code for a protein of 475 amino acids. Gene Ontology annotation, biological process: amino acid transmembrane transport. Gene Ontology annotation, molecular function: amino acid transmembrane transporter activity. The transcript has 2 exons. Gene Ontology annotation, cellular component: vacuolar membrane. The record is from RefSeq and is a predicted model, not a curated record. NCBI's taxonomy places the organism in Eukaryota, Metazoa, Chordata, Lepidosauria, Squamata, Rhineuridae.
AUGUUUUCAUCUCUUUUGGAUCAUUUUUGGAGUACCAACUCCCUGUUUUUGAAAAUAGUGCAAUGGAAAGGUUGCCUAUAUACAGAUGAAGAAAAUGUAAAUUUUGCCAGACAUGAUGAACUCUACAGGACCCACAAUGAAGAGGGAGAGGAACCAACUCAAACAGCUUUCAUGGGGUUUAAUGCCCAGUCCCAAGACCAAGAUCCCCAUCAGAUCCAGGCUCACAUGCAAAAUGCUGAGGCUACAUUGAUCACCACCUGGGAAGCUGGUUGGAAUGUAACCAAUGCUAUUCAGGGGAUUUUUGUUCUAGGUUUGCCAUAUGCUCUACUCCACAGUGGAUUCAGCGGGCUGCUUCUUAUUAUCCUGGCUGCAGUUUUCUGCUGCUACACUGGCAAAAUUCUAAUCGCUUGCUUGUAUGAAGAAAAUGAAGACGGGCAGCUCAUAAGAGUGAGAAGCACAUAUGAAGACAUCACUAAUGCCUGCUGCAAACAGCUAUUUCCGAAACUUGGUGGCAGAGUUGUCAGAGUGACCCAGGUGAUGGAACUGAUCAUGACAUGCAUUUUGUAUCUGGUUGUUAGUGGGAACUUGCUGUCACAUAGCUUUCCAGCUCUCCCAGUGACUGAGAAAAUAUGGUUGGUAAUUGCCUGUGUAGGUCUGCUGCCUUGUGUGUUCAUCAAAACCCUCAAAGUUGUAUCCAAGCUCAGCCUCCUCUGCUCCUUGGCUCAUUUUGUUAUUAUCUUUGUAGUGAUCACUUAUUGUCUGACCCAAACACAUCGCUGGUCCUGGUCAAGAUUCAGCCUCUCGGUGGAAUUUGAGAGUUUCCUGGUUUCAGUAGGAGUGAUCAUUUUCAGUUACACGUCACAAAUAUUUCUUCCUACCCUGGAAGGGAAUAUGGAGAACCCUGGAAAGUGCGGAUCUAUGCUGAACUGGACUCACUUCUUGGCUUGUGUCUUCAAGACAAUCUUUGCAUUGACUGCUUUCUUGACAUGGGGUGAAGAAACAAAAGAGGUUAUCACCGAUAAUCUUCCAUCAUCAUUGCAGACCUUGGUGAACUUAUGCCUGUUGACUAAGGCACUCCUGUCUUACCCAUUGCCAUUCUUUGCAGUCACAGAGAUCCUGCAUGAUUACAUAUCAUGGAGCCACACCUCUGCAUGCCUUCCUGUGAUUUUAAAAAGUUUUCUCCUCUUGUUAACUCUGCUGAUAGCCAUAGCUAUACCACAUUUUGCUCUUCUGAUGGGUUUAACAGGGAGUGUAACGGGUGGUGCAGUGACCUUCCUCCUUCCUUCUCUUUUUCACUUGAAGCUUAAAUGGGAAAAGUUAAUGCUUUUGGAGAAAUGUGCAGACAUUUCUAUGUUUACUUUUGGUAUCUUUUGCAGUCUAACUGGUCUUGUGUGCUGCAUAAAAGGUCUACUAAAAGCAUUUGGAUAA